AAAAGUUAAGGUAAUAGAGCUUGAAAAUCGUCGGAUCAGCAUCAGAGAGGUAGCAGAGAAUCUCAACAUCUCUUAUGGAACAACUCAACAUAUUUUGGGUAUGAAGCGUGUCAAUCCUACAUGCAGAUUCGUACCAAAAUACCUGAAUUUUUCGCGAAAACGACGUCGAGUAGAGGUCGCAAAAGAUGUGCUUGAUAACGUAGUCAAACGCAUCAACAACUGGUGACGAGACGUGGGUUUAUAAAUAUAAAGGCUUAUAACAAGUGCAUGGGCAAUUGUAUUAAACAAAGCCUAUUUCGAAGGCAAUAAUAUAGAUUUGUACUAAAAUACGUAAAAAAAAGUUUCAGUCCGGGUCAAAUUUGACCAGUUUGUACAAAACAUUUAAUUUGUGAAUUUUCUUCAGAAAACUUAAAGAAAAUUUCAUCAAAAAAAUCGUGUUUAAAUUUAACUAAAAAAUAAACGAAAUUACUAAGUAAACGCUUUAAUACUUGGUAAGAAAAAAGCAGAAAAAAAUCAACUUUUUCCGACUCGGCAAAUUUAAAUAAUAAUAUCUUUAAUUCCUAUAGCAAUGCGACACUGCGUAGAAAACGCUAAAUCUGACAAUCAGCUGUUUCUAUACGACUCUACCAGUUCUGCAAACGCCGUUGCUCAUCCGUUGUUUGUAAUCACUUUUUAUUUAGCAGUGCCGUUGUUAAAUUUAAUAUUUAAUAUAGACAGAUAUUCAUUGGUAUUUGAUUUAUCCUAACUGUUCAAAAUGCUGAAAAAGUAUUUUUUUUUUCGCCUGGAGACGGCUGCUAUGAUCAUUGGUUGGUUUGAAACAAUUGGUUCAAUCUUAUCAGUGUUGAUAUUUGGCUUCUGUUUGGGUUAUGUGGAUGAUAUUGUCAAGGAAAUUAUAAAUCAAGCAAAAGAAAGUGACCAGAUAAAUCCUGAUGAAGUUCGUAAAGUUCUUGUUAUUGGAUUUGUGUUCUUUAUCAUGUUGAGUGCAAUAAAUCUAUUUGCAUCCAUUUGCUUAUUAUUGGGCACCAUUAAGGAACGACAUCUCUUGCUACUUCCAUGGCUGUUUAAUUCGCUCUUUUCCCUUUUAUUCGCUUUUAUUUACUACUUUAUUCUAAUUGACUAUAUUAUUUCUACGCAAAUUCCAUUUUCAUCUGGUUUUGGCUCGAUUCUGUUAAUUUCCCUCAGUUUUGCUCUGAAACUUUACACUUGGUUGGCGAUGUAUUCACUUUUCAAAAAUAUUCGCAGUAAUCGCGACCAACGAGAGCAACUGCUUCGUCCCACUGGCGGCUUAUAUCCAUCGUAUACCAAUAUGUAAUAUGAAUAUUAAAUACACUUAUCAUAUGUAUAUGUUAUGCAUACAUUUAUAAUAUAUAACCGAAUUGUGCUAAAUUGGUUAAUAUAACCAACACUUAAGAGUAUUAAUCCAUUAUAUUUAAGAAGGAAUAAUUUAAAAUUUACGAACACUCAUACCUAUAUAAAUGUACUUCAUUCGAAAACGAAAUAAAAUACAGUUAUACAUAAUAAUAUGUAAAAAUACAUUAACUGCUA
Molecule: messenger RNA, 1545 nt
Organism: Bactrocera oleae (olive fruit fly)
Lineage: Eukaryota; Metazoa; Arthropoda; Insecta; Diptera; Tephritidae
Source: RefSeq, a predicted model, not a curated record